This is a messenger RNA of Saccostrea cuccullata (small rock oyster), 1019 nucleotides long. Its product is annotated as hepatoma-derived growth factor-related protein 2-like. The coding region runs from base 22 to 702 and encodes 226 amino acids. The record is from RefSeq and is a predicted model, not a curated record. NCBI's taxonomy places the organism in Eukaryota, Metazoa, Mollusca, Bivalvia, Ostreida, Ostreidae. The transcript has 2 exons.
UGAUAAAUACAGUAUUUACUAAUGAAGCCUAAUUUAUCAACCAGAGCUGUGGUUAAGAAUAAAAUAUAUUUUAUUUAUAAAUAUCAUUUUGAUAACCAAUUGCAGAUGAGCGAGCUCAGACGCCAACCAAGAGGGAGGCGGACUCAGAAGAAGCCAGCGGCAGCAGGGUCAGCAGAACAGGCUGCGGAACCGACCGAAACGUCUGUUCAGGACCAACUGGUGGCGGCGGUGACCGACAAAGUCCUGGAAGCACUCAAGAACAAUCAGAAAACCCAACAAGAGAUGGAAAAUGGUUCUAGAGGCAGGAAAAGGCACAGAGAGCAAAAGAAAAAGAGGAGAAGAAUGGCGUCACCUGACAGAUCUAAUUCCUCUUCAGGUAGAAAAAUUCAAGGAGUUGGCACCUUACAUGGACAAGUGCCCAGUCAACAUCCCUCAGGAGUACCUACGCAUUUAGUAAAAUCGACAUCAAAACUACUUGAUGCUGCAAUGUCAAAAAAUACCCAGGUGUCAUACGAGGUUGCUUUAAAUGCUUAUCAUAAAUUCUUUUGGAAAAAUUUCAGUUCAAGUCCAACAUUUCCAGCUCAGUUAAAUCACAUUAUGUCUUUUAUAGCAUGGUUAUACCAACAACAAAAAAUCCUACAAUACGAUAAAUACCUACAUUGCAGGUAUUUCAUACUAUCACAAAAUACAUGGCCUUUCUGACCCAACUCAGUUUUUUGUCAUCAAGAAGCUCCUUAAAGGAGCUCAGCAUUUAUCCAAUGCACCAGAUAUCCGUUUACCAAUAACUCCUCAUAUUCUUGUCAAGAUAGUACAUGCGCUUAAACACACAGUGUCUGGGAAAUUUAACAGACGCCUUCUGACAGCCAUGUUUACAUUCUCUGUUUCUUUGCAUUCCUGCGGGUAGGUGAAGUAACUGUGAAAUCUCAGAAGAAUUCAAAUAGAAAUCUUGUUCUACUUCAAAAUUUGUCUAUUGAUUCAGUAAGAGGGGGAACUAAAUCUAUGACAUUAACACUCAGACA